GUCGCACAUUUGUGUAUAAAACAAGAGAAGCUACCCAGCUCGUAUUCACAAUACUGUCUGGGUUUUAUUUAGCUGAAACAACAUGAUGCAUGCGACUAUUUAAAUAGUGAUCCGACCUUGCCCAUCCUGCAAGAUAGCUGCUGCGUUCACAGAACAAGGGAGUUUUUCCAGACCCCUAAAAUGAAGGGUCUUUUCCUUGUGGAGCCUCUGGUGGCCCUGUAUGCGUUUUCCAGUUUUCUCAUCUACCCGCUCGUCCAGCAGUAUGUGUAUCGGAGACUCUGGCAACAGCUGACCAACACCACCUAUCCCAUCUUUGACAACGCCUCCAGAUGUGCAGAAAACAGCAGCAGCAACCACUCACUCCAUCAUGAGGAGGUACAGAGGCAGGCGUCUCUCUUCUCCCUUUACUCAGAGCUGCUCUCUACUGUUCCAUCUUUGGUCGUCACUCUCAUGCUGGUGGCCUACAGCGACCGGGGAGGACGUAAAAUCACCAUCAUCAUGCCUUUGAUCGGCACAUUGAUCUACACCUUAACCUUCCUGACUGUGUCCUACUUUGAGCUCAACAUCUAUUUGCUCAUCGGCUCCUCACUUCUCAGUUCUCUGUUUGGUGGUUUGGGCACAUUUCUCGGCGGCUGUUUUGCCUAUAUAGCGGAUUUGUGCGAGGAUGGUCGUCAGAAGACGCUGCGUAUGGCUGGAGUGGACAUGAUGAUCGGUCUGUUGUCCGGAGUGGCUGCAAUAUCAACAGGCUACUUCCUGAGAGCUGCAGGCUUCAACUGGCCUUUCCUAACCUCUGCAAUGUGCCAGUGUCUGAAUCUACUCUAUGCAAUUUUUAUCCUAGAAGAGACUGUGAAGAAGGCUCCCACUGGUAGCGUCGUUUUAGAUAGGCCUCCUCAGCAUUCGGCCAUAAAACAGAUGUUCUUGGGGGUCUACUACAUGUUUGCACGGGCCAGCUGCAGGUGUAAAACUGUUUUGGCCCUCCUCAUGACCAUCUUUACCAGCUUCUCCUUUGCGUAUACAGGUGGAAUCUCGCCAGUGACACUCUAUGAGCUCAAUGAGCCGCUGUGUUGGAGUGAGAUUUUGAUCGGCUAUGGCUCAGCACUGUCCACCACAGUGUUCCUGGUCAGUUUUGUGGGAGUGUCAGCAUUCACAUAUUGUGGUGUGCCACAGCUGCUCAUUGUCCUGCUGGGGAUCCUGUCUGUCGCAUCAGGCAUGGUGCUCGCAGCGUUUGCCAAGACAACUUUACUGAUGUUUAUAGUGAGGAUCCCAAUGCUUCUGUCGAUCAUGCCUUUCCCUGUUCUACGCUCCAUGAUCUCAAAGAUCGUCUCAAAGUCUGAGCAGGGCGCCCUGUUUGCUUGUCUUUCCUUUCUGGAGAGUUUAACCAAUAAUGUAUCCGCAGCAGUCUUUAGCAGUGUUUAUGCUGCCACAGUAGCAUGGUACCCAGGCUUCGUCUUCCUGUUGUCUGCAGGACUCUGUGCCAUUCCUUUGUUUGUCCUGGGGGUGGUGGGUCUGAUUGGAACAGAUGUUGCCAAAGAGGACAAAAGUCCAGAGCCUUCAGUUUCAGAGGAGGAGAAUCCUGUUGGAGAUCAGAAUGACUGCAAUCGUCUCAUUAGCUAAGCCGCAUGGACUACCAAAACCUCACUAGCACUUUGUACAUUUAUUUUAAGAUACUUUUUCCAAAAGUACCUCAAAAACUCGUGUUUUUAGUACAAUAAUGCAGAUUAUAGUUACACCUCUCAUUUUUGUUGCCGUGCUUCUUUAUGUUGUAGCAGACGGGUUUGAUUACAGCAUUCUUUUAAAAAUAUAUUACAUUUGCAAAGUUGUUGGAUUUGUCAAUAUGGUAGCAUAAAUAGGUUAAAAAAAACCUUCUCAAUGAAGGAAUAUUGAAGAGAUUUGACAUCCAAUUUAUCUAUCAGGUCUUCAGGUAAGAAAAAUUUCUGAGCACUCUCAGACAUAUUAUAUAUUGUAGUUAUUAUUGUUAUAUUAAUAUGUUGUCAAAUGUGUUUAUUGUGAGAAAAUGAUUUUAAAUGAGUGGUUUUCAGAGUUACAGGUAACACACCUUUUGUAUUUUUGCCUCUCAGGUCUAGUGCAAUGUUUGUCUAUGUGUUUACAAAGUCAUCCUUUAUCACUCUAAGAAUAGGUGAGGACUAUAAUUCUAGAAAAUGACGGUAAUGAGUUCAAAUUAAUGACAUAUUAUUAAAAACUAAAUUUUUUACUUUUAUUUUGUAUUCUGAGUCGGCUUCUCUUGGCUACUGGCAUAUAUGUGAAAACUGCAUAUAUGUGCAUUUUUGCCUAAAUAACACACAGAGAGUUUAUCAUAAAAUCAUAUAGGCCAUUAUGUGGCCAAACUGAAUGUACGCAAUGAAAUACUCAUUUGACUGGUGAAUGUCUAUAAGAUUUUAAGGAAAACUUGCCACUUGAUAGACUAUAAAUAAUAAUAAGUUGCCAUAUGACCACUCACAAAACCCGGAAUUCUCCUUGUAUGAUAUUGCUUGCCUUGUUGUAUGUCACAAGUAGCUAUGUUUAACCAGCAUUUUCUAAACAUUUUGUCAAUGUCAUAAACAAGCUACCAUAAUUUUGUAUCCAAGCAGAUCACACAUCAUACUAGCUUUGCAGCACGAUUGACACUGACAUUGACAGACAAAACUGUGUAGUAGCUUAGGAUAUUCAACCUCAAAUCUGUACUUUUUAUUACUUUUUUUUCAGAAGGCGAGUUGAAGUACUUCAUUUCAUUCAUUCUUGGACACCUGGGAAGCUGAUUUUUGCUUUAUUUUCAGGUUAUUUGAAUACCAUGGAGAUCAAGAGUGCCAGCAAAGCCCUGAGAAGCAGAAGCAAUGUUUAUGACACUUAUUUCAGAAGUUUUUCCUUUGGUUAAAUUUUUUUUUUCUAUUAGGCAGGACCAAGGACGGGUCUACAGUGACAAUGAGAGACUUUUGUUUGGCCAUGGAGCAGCUCCUCUUACAUUAGGUCUUGGCUGAAUGAGCAUAGCCUUUCGUGUGCCAGACAUACAGGAAUGCAUAUUGAACGCUCUCUGGAAAAAUAACAAUGUUGAGCACAAUUGUGGUAUUUCAUAAAAUGCCAGUAGCCACAAGAAACCAAAUCACACAGAAAAAUAAAGCAAGGAUAUGUUCUUGUUCUACAAUAAAGAUUGAUUUAAACUCAUUACCGUCUGUUUUCCUCCCAAAAGGCAUUUAUAGCCUCCCCCUACUAAGAAGGUAAUUCAUGCAAAACAUCAAAUAUGCAGCGUGCCAUAAAUUUUGAUGACUAUAUAAAAUUGCCUAAAACAAA
This is a messenger RNA of Amphiprion ocellaris (clown anemonefish), 3285 nucleotides long. It is a transcript of the gene slc46a3, whose product is annotated as solute carrier family 46 member 3. NCBI's taxonomy places the organism in Eukaryota, Metazoa, Chordata, Actinopteri, Pomacentridae. Gene Ontology annotation, molecular function: transmembrane transporter activity. The record is from RefSeq and is a predicted model, not a curated record. The coding region runs from base 181 to 1614 and encodes 477 amino acids. Gene Ontology annotation, biological process: vacuolar transmembrane transport. Gene Ontology annotation, cellular component: lysosomal membrane. The transcript has 7 exons.